AUGACGACGUUGCUUGAAAGCAAUCCGAGGAUGUGUCCGACAACUGAUUGGUUCGAUUCCUUGAUAUCGACGUCAAGGAACAGAUUGGGAUAUUCAUCCUGGAGCAGGAGUCUGGAGCCGACCCCGAGCUUACGAUUCUUCGAAAGGGACAUUGAUGCGAGUGCCAAUCAUUAUCCACUCAAGUACAUGGGAAGAGAGCUCUCUCAAAUUGGGACCUCGAUCAAGAGCUUCCAUUUCUGGAUGCCAAUUUCGCCACGGCAUCUUCAUACAUUGAAGCCCUAG
Molecule: messenger RNA, 282 nt
Organism: Penicillium chermesinum
Lineage: Eukaryota; Fungi; Ascomycota; Eurotiomycetes; Eurotiales; Aspergillaceae
Exons: 2
Coding region: 1-282 (93 amino acids)
Source: RefSeq, a predicted model, not a curated record